AUGGCAAGCAACAAGAGACACUCGUUCAAUGUGUGGCAGUCGCCCAUGGCGUCGCCGCCGCAGAGUCCCGCGGCACAGUUCCCGCGGGCGCCGAAACGCACGAGAAGCAGGCGUGUUAGGGACUCCGCGCUGCUGAUGGAUUCCGCCGGGCACACGCAUCUGAAGUUACUACUUGUAGGGGACGCGAAUGUGGGAAAGACGGCGAUGAUCCUGCGGUACUGUGACCUGCUGCCGAUGAAGGAUCCCGUUGAUGGUGCGCCCCAGGAGGCGGCACUGGACACGCGGACGACCAUCGGUGUCGAUAUCAAGAACAGGUUGAUUGAUAUCGACCACAGGUUCUUCAACUGUCUCAUAUGGGACACUGCAGGGCAGGAGCGGUUCCGCAACGCGAUAAUACCGUCGCUGUACAGGAACUGUCAUGGGGUCGUGCUCUGCUACGAUACGUGCAGGCGGAGCACGCUCGACAGCUGUCUCGAGUACUGGAUCCCGGAGGCGCUCAAGAACCUGACCUCUGCGGACCUUAAGAGGGCGCGGUUCUACCUCAUCGGCACCAAGCUGGAUUUGGACGACGACAGAGAGGUCACUGCGGAGGACGUUGCGGAUUUCGUGGCGCGGUCCCGGAUGGAAUAUAACGUCCCCAUUGAGUCCCAUUUCGCGGUGACAUCUCGGUGGUCGGACUCCGUGGAGCGUGCAUUUGAUGCAGUCAUCACUAACCUCGUCGAAAACGGGUGCUACGAUGACGACGACGGUGAGGAGGCCAGGAAACGCCGAUCGCGGUACUCGAGUUCCGAUUUGGAGAUGGCCAGCGACACAGUGGACUCCACAGUGGACGAUGAGCAGGACUACAGCAAGAAGGAGGAGGAGGAGGCAGACUGGCGAGAUUACGACCAUGUGUUCAAACUACGUAUCAGGGGCACCAAGCGCAACAUCAAGACCUCGUCGGUAGACAUCACGAAACCUUCCCCCGACGAGUCCUCAGCAUCACAACAGCCUUACCCAGGCACGUACUGCUGCACCUGA
Huiozyma naganishii CBS 8797 is the source of this 1020-nucleotide messenger RNA. RefSeq names its product Rab family GTPase YPT11 (gene YPT11). The record is from RefSeq and is a predicted model, not a curated record. Lineage: Eukaryota; Fungi; Ascomycota; Saccharomycetes; Saccharomycetales; Saccharomycetaceae. The transcript has a single exon. The coding region runs from base 1 to 1020 and encodes 339 amino acids. Gene Ontology annotation, molecular function: GTPase activity; GTP binding.